AACUAUCCACCACAAAAUGAGUCGAGACGAAAUUUCAAUUUCAACGCGUCUCAAAAGCCUACGGCCUCGACGCGCCGAUUCCAUUUCCCUGCUACAAUCGUCGAAUUUCAAACUUGAUACAACACCACCGCCACCACCACAAAACCCGCUAAAGCGAUGCCAACAAGACAACCCGAAGCUGCUAAUUCACGAUCAGAAGCGGAGACGAAGCGUCGUCGACGCUCCUCCACCCACCCCCGAAUCAUCUUCCGUGCUCAGCCAGCCGCCGAUCCCCGAGGACCUAGUGUCCCGGCUCAGUGAAGAGAUCUUGCAGAGCAUUUUCUAUUUGGCACAAUCCCGUUCUGGCAAUGGGCACGAGUUUACGACGAAUGUCCAUGCACUACUCUGGCAGUAUUAUUUGAACGAGUAUGUGUCCCCAUCAUCUGAUGCUUGCUCGACGAGCUCAUCAACAUAUGCCCGCCCGGCGGCGGCGGCGCAUUCAGCCGGCAACAACUCAUCAUCCUCAUCAUCAAACGCCGGCGGCGGCGACGGCUACCAUCGUUCGAACUCCUCGGGCUCUUCCACACGGCCUGUAGCGGCGACUCGUGAACGAAAAAGCUAUGCAGUGGCGGCCGGAAGAUCCGCACCGAUGCGGAGUCUUUCGCCGGCUCAUCCGAGUGCAGUGAUGAGCGGUAUGGAUGACUUCUUACGACCGGAUCGAUUCGAUCGUAUUAUGCAAAUGACAAAACCAGAUCAAUUCAUUCAAGAGCAACAUUCAUGGAAUCCAGAAGAUCGAUCAUUGAACAUAUUCGUGAAAGACGAGGACAAAUUCACAUUCCACCGGCACCCUGUCGCACAAAGUACAGAUUGUAUUCGCGGAAAGAUGGGCUACAGCCGGGGAUUCCACGUAUGGCAAAUCGAAUGGCCUGAACGGCAGCGAGGAACACAUGCUGUGGUUGGAGUUGCGACGAAGAAUGCUCCACUACACGCUGCCGGAUAUACGGCAUUGAUUGGUACCACUGAUGAGAGUUAUGGAUGGGAUAUUACACGACGAGAAUGCCAUCACGAUUCGAAGCACACAAUGACAUGGAGGUAUCCGUUCAGUAAUAGUCGAGAUGUGUAUAAUGUUCCUGAUAAGUUCUACUGUAUUCUGGAUAUGGAUGAAGGAUACAUGGCAUUCGCCACAGACGACGAGUUCCUCGGAGUUGCAUUCCGAAAUCUCAAAGGAAAAACGUUAUACCCAAUUGUGGCGGCCGUUUGGGGUCACUGCGAGAUUAGUAUGAGAUAUCUGGGAUCACUGGAACCCGAGCCGUUAUCGUUGUCCGAACUGUGUCGACGCCGUGUCCGAAUCGAGAUGGGUGCCCAGCCGGAAGAUCACAUUGAGCAGCUGAUGAUUCCACCGAUUCUCAAGCGAUAUUUGAUGUAUCAGUAUUGAUUGAUUAUUGCAGCAUUUUCAUCAAGAAUUCACUUUUUUUUCAAAUUUUCAGUGUGUGCCUUUUUCGCUUUUUCUCGCUGACUGAUUAAAGCCUAAAAAAAAACUUUAAUGGGGUUAUUCGUGUGAUUUCGAAAAAUGCAAAACACGUAUUUUUAUAAGUUUUCCCUUCGAAAAAUGUUUAAAAAAAUGCAGAAAAAUGCAGAAAAAAUGUCUAAAAAUUCAGAAAAGUGUCUUAAAAAUGCAGAAAAAUGUCAAAAAAAAGUAGAAAAUUUCUAAAAAUGCAAAAAAAUGUUUUUAGAAAUGCGUUAAUUUUUUGACAUUUCCCUGCAUUUUCUGGCAUUUUUUGCCAUUUUUUGACAUUUUUUUGGCAUUUUUUGACUUUUUUUUUUGGCAUUUUUUGACAUUUUUCCCCGAAAAAUGUCAAAAAAAAUGUAGGAAAAUGUCUGAAAAUGCCGAAAAAUGUCAAAAAAAUGCAGAAAAAUGUCAAAAAAAUGCAGAAAAAUUUCUAAAAAUGCAAAAAAAUGUUUUUAGAAAGGCAUUUUCUCCCCCGAAAAAUGUCAAAAAAUGCAGGAAAAUGUCAAAAAAAAGCAGGAAAAUGUCGAAAAAUUCUUUUGAAAACUGAAUGCUUUUUUGACAUUUUUCUGCAUUUGUCUUUGACAUUUUUUAUCAUUUUUUGACAUUUUUCCGGGGAAAAAUCUAUAAAAAUGCAAUUUUGACAUUAUUCGUCAUCACAUGAAUAACCUGAUAAAAGUUAAUUGUACCAUUCGAUGUAUAGUGCCUUUUCUCCCAUUUAGCUUUUUGACUUUUUUUUAAAAAUCUUUUUCAUUUUUGAAGUUUUUUGGAAUUUUCCCCACACACACAUCCCCACGGGUUUUCGCCCCUCGGUUCGCACAUUUCUCCGAUUUUUUUCGUCUUUUUUUUUACUUUUUUUGAAUUUUUCAAAAUUUCCCACAAACCCUGUCAAAAUUGAUCAAUUUGUGAACACUCUCAGUUUUAUAUUGAAUAUAUUGUGUUUUUUUUUUCCAAAUUUUUUUAUGCAAAAAUCCUCCUAACCUUAAGGUUUUUCCCCCAUGUACACUA
Molecule: messenger RNA, 2494 nt
Organism: Caenorhabditis elegans
Lineage: Eukaryota; Metazoa; Nematoda; Chromadorea; Rhabditida; Rhabditidae
Gene: spsb-1
Product: SPRY domain-containing SOCS box protein 1
Exons: 6
Coding region: 17-1414 (465 amino acids)
Source: RefSeq, marked reviewed